CGCGCAGUGCCUUUGCAGCAGCUCCGUCGUAACAGAAGGGGAGUGAUAUCGGUUAGCUGUUGAAUACGCAGGCAUAUCCUCCACCUCAGUAGCGACAGCCAUCCACCGAACACAGGCUCAGUCCUCCCUGGACUCCCAGUAAGACCCUCUCGUCCCCGUUGGAGAUCUACUCCAUCCAGCCCCAACAGCAGCCAUGGCAGAUGACGCCGAUAUGCGCAAUGAGCUGUCAGACAUGCAGCAGCGUGCUGACCAGCUGGCCGACGAGUCACUGGAGAGUACUCGUCGUAUGCUGCAGCUCGUGGAAGAGAGUAAAGAUGCCGGAAUCAGGACCCUGGUCAUGUUGGACGAGCAAGGAGAGCAACUGGAGCGCAUCGAAGAGGGAAUGGACCAAAUCAAUAAGGACAUGAAGGAUGCAGAAAAGAAUUUGAACGAUCUAGGAAAGUUCUGUGGUCUUUGCUCCUGUCCGUGUAACAAGAUGAAGAGUGGAGGAAGCAAGGCCUGGGGGAACAACCAGGACGGGGUGGUGAACAGCCAGCCCGCCCGCGUGGUGGACGAGCGCGAACAGAUGGCCAUCAGUGGAGGCUUCAUCCGCAGGGUAACAGAUGACGCCCGUGAGAACGAGAUGGACGAGAACCUGGAGCAGGUGGGCGGCAUCAUUGGCAACCUGCGCCACAUGGCCCUGGACAUGGGCAACGAGAUCGACACCCAGAACCGGCAGAUCGACAGGAUCAUGGAGAAGGCUGAUUCCAACAAGACCAGGAUUGACGAGGCCAACCAGCGUGCUACAAAGAUGCUGGGCUGAUUCCAACAAGACCAGGAUUGACGAGGCCAACCAGCGUGCUACAAAGAUGCUGGGAAGCGGCUAAGCACGCUGAGCUGACGCUCGUACCAACGCGGUUUGCGGGAAACGCAAACAUGCUUUUAUCAUGGUAUUAACCUUCUCGGUUUGCACACAUGCACAUAUCACCUCCCUCCCCCCAUUGUAAAUGUUGUUCUGUGUGUUGUCUGUCAGCUUUUUCAAUGAUUGUCCUCGUGAAAAAUGAUUUCUUAUACUCCGUAUAAUUUUUUUUCCAAAGGUUGUAUAUAGUGCUAUCUUGGUGGCUUUAGCUCACUCGUGAAGUUUUUAUUCUCUCUCUAUCAUAUAUAUCUAUAUAUCAUAUAUCACAAAUAUAUAUAUACAUAUAUAUGAUAUGUACUCUUUGCUGGAUGAAAACUAUAUUAGGAAUGCUCUACAAAGCUUUCUGUUUUGUUUUUGUUUUUUAUUUUAUCAGUAAAUCAGUAUCGUCUUAGUAAACUGUCAUUCCAUGAGGCUACUGUCAUGAUCCUUAUUUUGAUGUUGUCAUGACAGAUGAAGAAAUGGGGGAAAAAAGAUGAUCAACUUAUACUGAUAUGACUUCAGAAAAAGCACUUACAAUCGAUUGCUGUCUUCUUGGUUCAUUCUCUCCUCAUCACAACCACCACACACAUCAGUUACUGUUUAGACAAUGUGCAACUAGAGUCUGUAGCUGUAAUAGACAUUGCAUUCCAAAGUGAUGUGUACUGUGCGAUUCUGCAUGAGCAAUGGUAGAUUUUAGUCUUAUAAAUAAAAACUUGUUUGAACAAAAAGAAAAUCUCAAAAAAAAAAAAAAAUCCACAUGGCAGUAGCGAAAAAUUUGACAAAAACGCAUGCUGAGUAUUAGCCACACCGUUGAUCGUCUCCAUAUUCCUGCAAGUUUGCAACAGUGCCACUCUUUCUGUCAAUAUAAUAUUUUACAGACUGUGACCAUUGUUGUAAAAUAAUGCACAAUGAUCUUUUGGGGGGUGAUGAUGAGGUAAAGAUGAAAUAAUAAUAAAAAAAAUGUUUGUUUGUUGAAGAUGGUACCGCAAAAAAAAAACUGUUUUCCUAAUGAUUAUGCAGUUCAGAGAGGAGAUGUUGAAUAUGUGCUG
This is a messenger RNA of Engraulis encrasicolus (European anchovy), 1926 nucleotides long. It is a transcript of the gene snap25a, whose product is annotated as synaptosome associated protein 25a. Gene Ontology annotation, molecular function: voltage-gated potassium channel activity; SNAP receptor activity; syntaxin-1 binding. Lineage: Eukaryota; Metazoa; Chordata; Actinopteri; Clupeiformes; Engraulidae. Gene Ontology annotation, biological process: exocytosis; synaptic vesicle fusion to presynaptic active zone membrane; synaptic vesicle priming. The coding region runs from base 194 to 802 and encodes 202 amino acids. Gene Ontology annotation, cellular component: synaptobrevin 2-SNAP-25-syntaxin-1a-complexin I complex; plasma membrane. The record is from RefSeq and is a predicted model, not a curated record. The transcript is spliced from 9 exons.